UGUGGUGCUCUAUCGUUCUGAUGCAGCAGAGAGCCAGAGGACACGGAAAUUACGUGUUUACGGUUAGUUUGUUUAGAGAUGCGAGUGCUACUGCAAACUUUACGAGGCGUUAGAUACUGUGCAACAUCAACUACAAUGGCUAAAGAAGUUUCAGAGCUCUGUGUCCCGGUUCCAUGGGGAGAGAUCAGAGGGAAAGUCUGGGGUCCUGAUCACGGUCGCCCCGUGCUGUGCCUGCACGGCUGGGCUGACAACUGUGGUACAUUCAACACCCUCAUUCCCCUUCUGCCCAAAGAGUGCAGAUAUGUGGCGGUGGACCUGGCAGGUCAUGGUCUGUCAUCCCAUCGUCCUCCUGGAGAUUUCUACUCUUUUCCUGCAUAUGUGGCGGACGUACGCAGAGUCGCUGAUGCUCUGCAGCUGCGGAAAUUCUCCAUCAUAGGCCACAGUAUGGGUGCUGACAUUGCUGGAAUGUUCAGUGCACUGUAUCCUGAGAUGGUGGAUGCUCUCGUGCUUCUGGACGCGUACGGAUUCCUACCUACAGAUUUAAAAGAACUUUGCAAAGUGCUAAGGCAGGGGAUGGAUGAGAUGCUUCAGUUUGAAAAGACUGAAAAGAAGAAAAGAGUUUACACUUAUGAGAAGGCAGUUGAGAGGUUGUUGGCUGCAAACCCGACAAUGUCUGAACAGUCAGUGCACAUCCUUUUAGAGCGAGGUCUAGUUCAAGUUGACGAAGGAUUUGUUCUCUCCAGAGACCUGCGAGUAAAUUUUAAAAACAUAGUGCCCAUCAGUUUGGAGCAGAGUCUGGAGAUGCAGUCGAGGAUUCAAGCCUCUGUUCUAGUUGUUCUAGCAGAAGAAGGCUUCAAUAGAAUAUUUUUUGAACCAGCUCAAAGAAAAUUUACCUCAACACUUCUCCAAUGCUUACAGGACAGAAACCACAUGGUGGUGAAGGUACCAGGCGAUCAUCACGUUCAUCUGAAUAAGCCUGAAGUCAUUACUUCAUUUGUGUCUGACUUCCUGCGAACCAAAGUGCUGUCCCAGUCAAACAACACACAGCACAAGUUAUAAGCUACAAACAUCCUCACACUGUCACACUAAAGUCAUAUUGUACUGUUUAUAAGAAGAGAAAACUGUGUUAAAUGAACAAUCGUAUUAAAGGUCUCAUCAUAAGUGUA
This is a messenger RNA of Perca fluviatilis (European perch), 1166 nucleotides long. RefSeq names its product serine hydrolase-like protein. The record is from RefSeq and is a predicted model, not a curated record. NCBI's taxonomy places the organism in Eukaryota, Metazoa, Chordata, Actinopteri, Perciformes, Percidae. The coding region runs from base 79 to 1059 and encodes 326 amino acids. The transcript has 12 exons.